AUGGCUAGGACUGUAAUUUCCACGCCCCCAAAUUUCAAAAUUCCCGCACCUUCCGCGCGUGCUGCGGAGCGUCCGUUCGAAACGGCCAGUGCUGAACUGUUGACGCACCUGCACUUGUGGCCAGCACCGUUACUGAAAAAUGGGACCGGAUGGACCAGCGCGCCGCCGGAAGCUGCCGCAUUUUCCUGUCCCGAGAAGGCGAGAACCACCAACCCAAUGGGCCGGAGCCUGAGCCCGCUGCUCCGGCAGGAGCUGGAGAACCUGGACAAAGACGCCGACAGCCGCCGGAACGCCAUGAAGACGCUCAAGUCCUACGCCAAGCAGCUCGACUCCAAGUCCAUCCCCCACUUCCUCGCCGAGGUCUCCGACAACAAGCCCCCCGGCCUGCCCUCCGGCGAGUUCACCAUCUCGCUCUACGAGGUGCUCGCCAGGGUCCACGGCCGGAACAUCGUGCCGCAGAUCGGCAACAUCAUGUCCACCAUCACGCGCACGCUGUCCUCGAGCGGCGGCUCCUUCCCCCUGCACCAGGCGUGCUCCAAGGUGGUGCCGGCCAUAGCGCGGUACGGCAUCGACCCCUCGGCGCCCGAGGAGAAGGCGCGCAUCAUCGCCUCCCUCUGCAAGCCCCUCUGCGGCGCGCUCAUGAGCGACCAGGACGGCGCCGCGUCGGGCGCCGCGCUCUGCCUCAAGGCGCUCGUCGAGUCGAGCAACUGGAGGUUUGCGUCCGGUGAGGCCGUCAACGAGGUCUGCCUGAAGGUCGCCGGGGCGAUGCACGACAGGUCGACCCGGUCCAAUGCUCACAUGGGCCUGGCAAUGGCGCUUGUCAAGCACAAUGGCCUGAUUGCAGAGGCGUAUGCGAGGUCCCUUGUGCGGUCUGCCCUGCAGGUCCUUGACGGCGACGCCGCGGAGAGCAGCUCCCAGAAGCGGCUCUCGGCGAUCCAGAUGAUCAAUUUCUUCAUGAAGUUUGUCGACCCCAGGAGCAUAUCCUCGGAGCUUGGCAAGGUGGUGGAUGUCAUGGAGCAAUGCCAGAACGACCGCAUGCCGUUCGUCCGAGGCGCCGCGUUUGAGACCUCACAGACUGCCAAGAACAUUGCUGCGCAGAAGGGGUCGAGGCACGAGGUCACCACCAGCCCGAUGGUAGGCUCCAACUUCCAAAGGAGAAGAGAGAAAAGCCCAUGCAGGAGCCUCUGGAAUGUCAAGGGCAGCAGCCCUGCAAGCUCCACCAUGUCUGCUUCACCGGUUCAGUUCCAGUCCCCUGAAUCACAGGUGGUAGACUCAACCAUCAUGUAUGGCAGUAGCACGCUCACCGAAUCGCCCAUCUCGAUCGGGCAGUCCUCUUGCAAUUUCGAUCAGAGUCGGCGCGCGAACAGGAGGUUAUGGAGCAACGAUGGUGUGGAUGUUUCUCUCAAGGAUGGCUUGUUCAUUAGGUUCUGCUCAAACGGCAAGUGCCUUGAAGAUGACCUGGGGGAGGUUUGUGACAGCGAAGUAACCGAUGCCGAUUUUGAGUGCACUGGUACAUUCACAGGGUUUGUUUCAGCUAGCCCCAACAACACCUUGUCAAGAGAUGAGACCCCCAGUCCGCAGGAAAAAUCAAUUAUGAAGCUGAACUGCUCAUCAUCAUCAUCGUCAUCGUCAUCAUCAUCACCACCAUCAGAUCAGGAACACAAGGAACUAACGGAGUCAUCUGAGGAUAUGCAAUCUGAGCAUUCUGAGAGCAAGACUGAAGAGGGGGACAAAGAGAUUGAAACUGCUGUUGUUAGGCCUAGGGCUAACGGCACCACUGAGAUUGUCUGCAAUGAAGAUAAAUCAGGCCUGUCUAGUACUGAAGUUGCGGAUACAACCCGCGAAGAAUCCUCUGAGGUUGAGUUCAAGGAGCUAGAUGUUUGUGUGAAAAGAAGCAGCGGGAAGACCAGGAAGUAUAAGACAAUAUUCGGUUGUCUUUUGAGCAUGAUCAUGACCGUUGUCGCAAUCAUCGCUGUGUUAAUUAGGAUAGAAGAUAGUUCUGAGGAUUAUGUUGGUCUAGUCCCCACUUGA
Messenger RNA from Triticum turgidum subsp. durum (durum wheat), 2031 nucleotides. The record is from the annotation of a GenBank genome assembly. Lineage: Eukaryota; Viridiplantae; Streptophyta; Magnoliopsida; Poales; Poaceae.